AUACCCAAUCGAAAGAGGAAAGCUGUUGUCACUCCAUUUCUUCUACAUCACUUCCCAUUCUCCUGCGUCACACCCCAUCGCAUCUCUGCCGUUUUCUUCACGCCAAAUCGAUCCUCUGAUUCGCUCUCCGGGAAAGGAACAUGAACCGGGGUAGUGCUCGAAGGGCCGGAGGAUACAGGGGGAACCGGGGUAGUGCUCGAAGGGCCGGAGGAUACAGGGGACGAUCCUCGCGGUCUGGGGUCAUAAUCUCACUUUAUGAUGUACCCGGAGCCUCACUUUAUGAUGUACCCGGAGCCUCACUUUAUGAUGUACCCGGAACCUCACUUCGUGAUGUACCCGGAACCUCACUUCGUGAUGUACCCGGAACCUCACUUCGUUAUGUACCCGUUGGAGCUGGAAGACAUUCGACUAAUGAUGCUCUUGAGUGCAAGGAUGGAACACCCCCUAACAGAAGGGAAGCUCCAAAGCAGCCGUCACCAGGUAGUAUUUCAAGGCAAUCUGAGCAUGAACUCACAUUAGGGCAUUCUUACAAGCAGGAUCGGCCGUCAUCUGGUAAUAACGAAGGACUUUCCCAUAUGGGUAUAAAUCAGCAUGGACAAAAUCCACUAGAGACAGCAAGCAGUAGCUCACAACCAUCUGGGUGCUCAUCUGCUUCAGAUUCAGCCCAUGAGAAUCACCUUCCCCCAUUGUCUGAUCUCUCACUCAAAGAAAAUACUAAAAACCUGCAGAAUGAGUCUCAGAUUCAGACUCCAAUUAAAUAUGGUAUUAACAGUAUGCCUUUCCAGAACAAAGGACCCCAAUUUGAGAAAAAUUCUCUUAGCAAGACCAUAGGCACUGGAAAUAUAGAGCUUUCUGAGCAUCCAGGGGUAGUUGAGCCUUUUGAUAUCUGCCCAGUGAAAACUGGAACUUCCAUAGUCCUAAAAGCUCCUUUACUUUCAAAGAAUAGAGAAAAGCGAAGAGAAAGCAAGCGGGCUGAAGAAGGGCUAAAAGGAGACGUGAUAAGUUCUGGAAUGGUUCUUCUGAAGGGUUACAUUUCCUCCAGUGAUCAGGUUAAAAUAGUAAAGAAAUGUCGAGAACUUGGUCUGGGAUCUGGAGGCUUCUACCAACCUGGUUAUCGAGAUGGAGGAAAACUGAAUUUGCAGAUGAUGUGCCUUGGAAAGAAUUGGGACCCUGAGACGGGCAAAUAUGAAGAUGAACGACCAGUUGAUAAUGCUAAACCACCUCCUAUUCCUGAUGAAUUUUUUCAUUUGGUUAAAGAAGCAAUCCAAGAUUCACAAGCACUUCUUUCGAAAGAAAAAAUUGAAGCAAGCAAGGUGGAAAAAGAACUUCCUUGGAUGACACCAGACAUCUGUAUUGUCAAUUUUUACACAACUAGUGGUCGUCUUGGUCUCCAUCAGGAUAGAGACGAAAGAGAAGAGACUCUUCGGAAAGGACUACCAGUGGUCUCCUUCUCCAUUGGCGACUCUGCAGAAUUCUUAUAUAGUAAUCAGAGGGAUGUUUUCAAUGCAGACAAAGUUUUAUUGAAAUCAGGAGAUGUUUUGAUAUUCGGGGGUGAAUCUAGACGUAUUUUUCAUGGGGUAGCUUCCAUUCUCCCAAAUACUUCUCCUCAGGUCCUGUUGAAAGAAACAAAUCUCCGUCCUGGCCGUUUGAACCUGACAUUCAGACAGUAUUAAGGCUUCUGUACUCAAUGGAUGUCAUAUGAUGCUUCUUUCGAGAUGGACAUAGAUUCAUAUAAAAGAGUUUGAAAGACUGGUGGUACACGUAAAUUUUAGCAACAUUUUGUAGAUAGCAAGAUGGUUAUUAUUGUUUGCUGCUGUUUUCGUCAAAUGAGUGAGGUACUUGUGUAAGUGUGGAUUGAAAAUAUAUGAAUUGGAAUCUUGACUGCUAAUAUUUUUCGGUUUCA
Vitis riparia (riverbank grape) is the source of this 1903-nucleotide messenger RNA. RefSeq lists its product as uncharacterized. Bases 141 to 1673 code for a protein of 510 amino acids. The transcript has 4 exons. Lineage: Eukaryota; Viridiplantae; Streptophyta; Magnoliopsida; Vitales; Vitaceae. Gene Ontology annotation, cellular component: nucleus; cytoplasm. Gene Ontology annotation, molecular function: oxidative RNA demethylase activity; broad specificity oxidative DNA demethylase activity; ferrous iron binding. The record is from RefSeq and is a predicted model, not a curated record. Gene Ontology annotation, biological process: oxidative RNA demethylation.